CCUCCUUCGCCCCUUUGGAAGCCAUUUUUCUGCCCUGGGAGCUAGCUGUGACGUAUUUGUUAAUGACGUAAUCCGUUUCGGCAGCAGCACAGCAACGCCCACAUUUAUAGGGGCGGUGUCGCCUGAUUUUCGGUGAUUCUGCCCGGCCCAAGGAGAUCGGUGGUAGAAAGCGGCAAAAUGAGUCUUGGAAAGGUGGCCAGGAAGCUGAAGAGGGUCGGUAAGACGGCCUACCAGUUUCGGAUCACCUCCACGUUCGAGUAUAUCGACCUUGGGUGCAACGGAACAUGGAGACCAGAGAACGUGAGGGUGAUUUGGAUCCGGAGCCACAGAAGAGUCCAGUCUAUAGACGUCAAAUGGCAGCCAUCUGAAGACAGGGGGCCAAAUGGAGCUCUAGGGAAGGCAACAUUUGACCCCUCAUUCUCCGUGGCUCUCCUUGUGACUGUAUAUGGAGAUACCAGCGGGAAAGAAGAACAUUUUGAAGAGAAAGAGUACAAGUACUACAUCGAGAGUGACGGACCUAAUGGGAAGAAGAUAGUGGCGUCUUUCAACAUGGACAUCUCCGAAUACGCCACUCUCAACGGCUCCAGACACACUCUGGACAUGUCCUUCAAGCCGGUCUCCAAGAAGAUCAACAAGGCGGUGCUGGGAAUAACUCUGCAGGCGGAAUUCAUGAAACGAGGCAAUGCCAUUGAUGAUGACAUGCAGAGUACAUUCAGUGCAGUGAGUACCGGUCAGGACAGUCUCCAGUUUGACGAGGAGGAGGAGGAGCUUGAAGCUGUGGCAGCUGUUACUUCUGACGGCACCUCUGGGAGAGGCCUCCCCCUGGCAACGGGGGACACCGAACUGGUGACGCUAGGCACGGCGAGCUUUUGAAACGAACGACGCUUCCGAAAGGCCCGCCAAAAAAACCAGAGCGUCGCGGGACGCCCGGUCACAGCCCUUCCGUGCAACGAAAGUUUGAAACGGACGAAAGAGAAGAAGAAGCGGAGACACAGUUUCAGGUUGAGGCCGAGCCGGAGACAGCGGAGACCGGGGAGACCGGACUAAUGUACAUGAAUCUUAACGCCGAGGGACAUGUUGGGAGUGUGGAGGGAGGGAUUGAAGAAGCACCGUGGGAGAGAAGCGAUGAGGAGGCGGAGAAGAAAGACGGGGAGCCACCGCGAGAAAAAGCAAAGGAUCGGCGGACGUCUCAUCGGGCCAAGAGGCAGCGGGAGAAGCAGGAGAAAGACCGAGAGAGGCAAGAGGAGAAGGAACGCAGACAGAAAGAGAGGGAGAGACGACUAAAAGAGAAAUCCCCGACACCCGAGAGGAGACUGAAGGAGAAAUCGAAAUCGCCGAUACCCGAGAGGAGACUGAAGGACAAGUCGAAAUCGCCGACUCCUGAAGCGCGUGAUAGUCCAGCCCUCCCUCCGAGAGAAAAGCGUCCACUCACUAAUGGAGAACACAAGAAGGAGGAAGAAAUGGUAAAAGAAGAGGAAAAAGACAAGAAAAGUGAAGAAGAUGACGAGAAUGCGGCAAAGGUGGCGGAAGUUGUCAUGACAACAAAACCCAAUGACGUCGCCACAUGUGGCCAGCCAAUUUCGGCAGUUUUUGACAUCAGAAGUGCAGGGGAGGGCAGCCUCAGCGCAGUCUGCAAGGGAACAAAGACAAAGACAGUUGAAACCAGCGUCCAGGAGGAAUCAAAUGGCCACUAUCGCAUUCAGUUCACCCCGACUGAGGCCGACAUGUUCAUGUUGAGUGUCCUAUGGAGCGGACACAAUGUCCCCGGGUCACCAUUUCUGAUUAACCUUAACCUGCUCCCACCAGCUGAAACUCCGCCUGGUGGUACACGUGAGUGAGGGAGAGGAGGGAGGAGAGAGGAGAGAGAUGGAGCAAAGUGACGGCGGUCAUGCGGAGAUUACCAAUCAACCCAGGGAGAACAGAGUGGACAAGGAAGGAGGGAAACGAGAAGACAAAAGGAGUCACAAGGAAGAAGUGAAAGUGGUUCCCGGGGAAAGUGUGAAGGGAAGGUUCUCGGGAGAUGAGAGAGAAGAGCCCGGGUGUGACGAGUCCCGUCAUUUUAGUCAGCGACGAAGAUCCGUUCGACAUGGCGUAUCAGGCUAGUAGAAUCCUCGAGCAGAGGGCUGCAGCUGGUGGUGCCUCUGGUGCAAAGAGCCAUUCACAGACUGCCACUCGCACCAACUCCGGACGGAAAAUCGUGGCGUCCAAGGAGGAAUGGACCCCGCCCACUAAUCACAUCUACGAGGACAUGCCCGAGGGGGACGAGGAAGAGGGAGUGGCAGAAGCCACGCCCACUGUCUCUCCCCUGGAGGCGUGGCUGGGCGAUGCCCAGUUUGUCAACUGUUUCGGAGAGGCGGUGUCCAGAGAAAAGUUGGAAGACGCUGAGAUAAUUGGACUCUAUUUCUCGGCCAACUGGUGUCCACCCUGUCGACGCUUUCUUCCAAAGCUUGUCAAGUUCUACCACAAUUUGAAGCAGAAUCAGAAACGUUUCGAGAUGCUCUACAUUUCCAGUGACUACUCGAAGCAGGAGAUGACCAGGUACAUGCAGGAGCAGCAGAUGCCGUGGAUGUCUCUCGCCUUUGACAGCACCGUCGCCGACAAACUCAGAGUCGACUACAAUGUGGCUGCAAUUCCCAUUCUGACCAUUGUCAGCAAGUCUGGGGUCAAGGUACGUUGGUUUGAUUCAUAGCCCGUGUACAUAUGUGUUGUAUAAAGCAACACCAAUAGCCAUAACACGAACUGUUGGUGAUGCAUAUUUCCUGUGCAAAACACCAUAACAUUGUAUAUAUAAUUAUAUAUACAGCUGUAUGUAUGUAUGUAAUGGGAGGAUGUGAGGGUAUAAAAGGACGUGUAGCAGCCUGAGCAAGUCAGUUAGUACACCUGGCAACUGCUGUGUAGUUAUAGUGUUUUUGUCCAUGGUGACAGUGAAGUAAACCGUAUCAAUAGCUUCAGUUUCUGCAGCUUGUGUUUGUUGAGCACUGGUAAGUGCAGUAAAGAGGCUAACUGAACUCUGAUAGGUUAUGAGGCUAGCUGUAGACUAUGUAGCCAACUGCAGAGAGAUGAGUACAUGUUAGUUCAGUUGUUCAAGUUUUAUUGGCUAGAUGUACACUUGGCAGAGGGUUUAGCUACGAAGUUGGAGGAGAGGGCCAGGAAGGCAGUAGAGCAAGCAACGUCCAUCUCAGCAGUCCUGAAGCUGUACAAUAAGUGGCAGGAGAAGAGCCAGCACUCAGAGGCGGGAGAGGGAGAGGAGGUGGUCGGGAAGAAGGGUGGACUGCUCAAGACUCUCAAGAGUACCAUUGCCAAGCCUUCCAAGGAGCAAACAGUCGAGUUGUCGAAGAGUCCAGGGGGUUUUGAUUCUCAAAAGUCGGCGGGAGACGCCAGUGACACUGAGGGUGGUGGAGCUAGGGUGACAGUGGAGCAAAGAUCGCGAUCUCGGUCCAAGCAGAAGGGGAAGGAGAGCAGUUCCGGGGGAGGACCCACGGUGGAAGAGAUGGAGGAGAAGGAGGAGAGACUGCGGCACCUGGAGGAGGUGAACAUGUCCCUCAAACAGACCAACGACGACCUGAACGAGGAGGUGGCCGAGUUGAAGAGACAGAUUGGAGACUUUCAGUCCAAGCUGACAAGUCUGGAGAAAUCCAGCAGGCAGUUGGAGGAUGAGAAGAGAGAACUGAUGGCCAACCUCAAUAUUCGUGGGUGGUUGCUAAAGAGAGGUUUGAGAGGCCCCACGGCCAGCCUGUGGCGGCGGAGGUACUUCCGCUGCGACCAGGGCAGCAAGAUCUACUACUACAAGUCUGCCUCCGAAGGCACUCCUCAGGGGUUCAUAGACCUAGAUCUUGUGGUUAGUGUUCAAGAGAUCAGCCCGGCCCAGCAGGACAAGAACCAUGCCACCUUCCUCGUCCAAUGCGAGGGGAGAACCUUCCAGCUACAGGCCCACGACGAGACCACCAUGAGGAAGUGGAUGUCUGCCAUUGAGUACCUCAAAAACUGGCGUCAGAGAAAUGCCCCAUCAGACAUAGGGCCCUAGACUACAUGCACAUUGCCAAACUCAAUUUUGUUUUAUGUCGAUGCUAUAUUUUUUUACCACAAUACACACACACUCAAUUGGUUUUUGUUGCGCAUGCGUAUUAGGGUUGAUUGAAAAAUUGAUUGCGCGCUUACCUACUAACUAAGCGCGCAGUGCAUGGCAGGGGACUUCGCAAAGAAACAGUUGCAAAAGUUUGGCUGGAAAGAAGGUGAGGGUCUGGGCAAGAACGGAGGUGGCAUAGUGGAACCGGUGAAAGUAAAGUUAAAGAGAGACACUAUUGGCGUUGGAUAUAGUCCAGUGACCGAGGAGACGGUUUUCUGGUGGGCCUCCAGCUACAACAGAGCUGCAGAUAGUCUCUCAGUCUGUAAUACACAGGACUCUGUCAGUAUCAGUUCAGCGCAGACUGUGGGCAGUCACAGCAUCGGCAGACGAUGCUACGAUGGCCGUGACUCACUGGUACAUGAUGGUUUCCUGCCGUCCAGAGUGACCCAGUGUGGAGGCAGGGAGGAGAGGGAUGGAGAUGAGGACGAGGCUGGAGACAGACACGUUGGGCUGUGUGCCACCGGCAAACUUGACGACCAGAAUAUGUGGAGGAUAUCGGAUGAAGAAUUGUUGAAAGCUUGUGGAGGGAGAACUGGCCACAAAGCUGCGAGGCAUGGACUGAGUCUCGCUGGGAAGUUACGACGGCUGGAAGCACAGGAAGAACUACACAGGGCAUCUCUUCAUGGCUGCAAGAAAAAGAAGCACAGGAGUAGAACUAAGAGAACUUGA
Geodia barretti is the source of this 4795-nucleotide messenger RNA. The record is from the annotation of a GenBank genome assembly. Lineage: Eukaryota; Metazoa; Porifera; Demospongiae; Tetractinellida; Geodiidae.